Cydia splendana is the source of this 2542-nucleotide messenger RNA. RefSeq names its product UDP-glucosyltransferase 2-like. Gene Ontology annotation, molecular function: UDP-glycosyltransferase activity. The record is from RefSeq and is a predicted model, not a curated record. The coding region runs from base 5 to 2539 and encodes 844 amino acids. The transcript has 12 exons. NCBI's taxonomy places the organism in Eukaryota, Metazoa, Arthropoda, Insecta, Lepidoptera, Tortricidae.
CACCAUGGCAAACAUAGUGCUAUCGUCUCUAGUUCUGAUAGCUUUAUUACACCUAUGUGACGGCUACAAGAUUUUAUUAGUAUUCCCGGUAGCUAAUAAGAGUCACAAUAUACUUGGAGCUGGCUAUGUCAAACAUCUGUUGGAUGCUGGACAUGAGGUCACAUACGUUACACCUUUUCCCACCGGCAAAAUGACUGAUAAAUACCACGAAGUCGAUCUCAGCAAGAAUUUGGAGACCCAUAAAAAAAAAGAUGAGAUAUUUAACCUGAAGACAGUGAUUGAUAAGACCGGUAAACAAGAAAUGUUAAGCCUGUUGCCACAGAUGAUAGAAAUGUUAAAGAUGAAUCUGGACAAUGACAACCUGAAGAAGUUUCUCGGAGACACCACGCAGCACUUCGACGCCGUCAUUUCAGAGUGGCUGUUCAGUGAUACAUAUGCCGGAUUCGCCACUGUAUACAAUUGCCCGUUGAUCUGGUUCUCGUCCACCGAACCUCACUGGAUGGUCCUGAAGCUGGUCCAUGAGGCCUCAAACCCAGCAUUCAACCCGAGCAUCAUGUCCACAUCGUCGCCACCGUUCUCUUUCGUUGAGCGAGCUACCAGCUUGAUAGGCGUGUUUAUGUUUUCAGCCCUCAAAUACUUCUACCUUGAUCCUGCUGAAAAAACAAUAUACGAAGAAUAUUUUGGUCCAUUCGUUCAAAUGAGGGGAAGAUCGCUGCCAGAAUAUAAAGAAGUUCUACACAACGGCUCUUUGCUCCUAACUAACUCUCACUCUUCGCUGAGUCAGCCCGUGAGCGUGCCUCCGAACACCAAGGAAAUCUCCGGAUACCAUAUUGAACCUAACCCGAAACCUUUACCAGCAGAUCUACAAAAACUUAUGGAUGAAGCUAAGCACGGCGUCAUCUACUUCAGCAUGGGAAGCAAUGCCAAGAGCAAAGAUUUUCCCGACGAACUAAAACAAGAUUUUCUGAAAAUGUUCGGUACUUUGAAACAAACCGUACUCUGGAAGUUUGAAGAACAGCUUCCAAAUCUUCCUAAAAAUGUCCACAUUUUGCAAUGGGCGCCGCAACACAGUAUCCUUGCCCAUCAGAACUUGCGUGUCUUCAUUACGCACGGCGGUCUUCUGUCUACUACUGAAACAGUUUUCUUCGGGGUCCCAGCAGUAGUGAUGCCGUAUGGACUCGACCAACACCUCAAUGCAGAGAGGGCUGUUAACAAAGGCUUUGCACUGAAAGUCGACCUCUCUUACGAAAUGGCUGGCCACAUGAAGUUAGCCAUAGAGGAAAUUCUGAGUAACCCCAAGUACACCGAAAGAGUGAAGCAGCUAUCGCAGAUUUACCACGACCGUCCAGUCUCCCCAGGCAAAGAGCUGGUGCACUGGGUGGAGCACGUGGUGCGCACGCGCGGCGCGCCGCAUCUGCGCUCCCCCGCACUACUGCUGCCCUGGUACCAGAAGAUGUACCUCGACCUUCUAGCAGCAGUUUUAUUAGCGUUGUUUGUCGUUAAAUUAAUAUUGAAGAAGUUGUUGGGUAUAGGAACAAUAUUUUUAAGACAAUUAGGAUUAGUAAAGUCGCCAGUUGUUAAGAACAAGAAAAAAACUAAGUGUUACAGCUACUUUAAUCCAAUAGCAGAAAAAGCCUACAAGGAUAUUUAUGGGCCAGUGUUGGCAAAGAGAGGUAGGCCUCUGCCUUCAUAUGACGAUGUGUUGUACAAUGCGUCGCUCGUCCUGGCAGACUCCCACGCGUCGCUGGGACAGGCCACUAGUCUUCCACAGAAUUAUAAAAUUGUUGGAGGCUACCACGUGGAAACCGAGGUUAAGCCGUUACCUCAGGAAUUACAAACGAUUAUGGACAACGCAGAACACGGAGUCGUAUAUUUCAGCAUGGGAAGUAAGCUGAAAAGUACAGAUAUGCCGGAAGACCUAAAAAAGCGACUGCUUAAAAUGUUCGGCCUUCUAAAAUACACGGUUCUGUGGAAGUAUGAAGAAAUCCUGUCAGAUAUACCUGAAAACGUUCACAUUUUGAAAUGGGCUCCUCAACAAAGCAUUCUGGCACACCCUAACUGCAUCCUGUUCAUAACACACGGAGGAUUACUGUCUACCACAGAAUCUGUUCACUUCGGCAAGCCCAUCAUCGCUAUACCAGUGUUCGGAGAUCAAUAUAUCAACAGUAAGAGCGCCGCGCACAAAGGAUUCGCCAAGGUGGUCGAAUUAGGCUACGAUUUAGAUAAGGACUUGAAGGAAGCCAUUGACGAGGUCACCAGUAAUACCAGGUACAGUGAACGAGCAAAAAAAUUAUCAUUAAUUUACCACGACCGCCCAGUCCCCCCAGGCAAAGAGCUGGUGCACUGGGUGGAGCACGUGGUGCGCACGCGCGGCGCGCCGCAUCUCCGCUCCCCCGCGCUGAUGUUGCCCUGGUACCAGAAGAUGUACUUAGACGCAUUAGCACUGAUGAUGGUGGCUGUGGCUGCUGUCAUUUAUUUGAUUGGGAAGCUAUGUAGUUCAUGCAAGUCGAUUGUUAUUAAAGAGAAGAAGUAUUUAUAGUAA